Carcharodon carcharias (great white shark) is the source of this 2786-nucleotide messenger RNA. RefSeq names its product calcium channel, voltage-dependent, beta 4a subunit (gene cacnb4a). Gene Ontology annotation, molecular function: high voltage-gated calcium channel activity; protein binding. Gene Ontology annotation, biological process: calcium ion transmembrane transport; regulation of voltage-gated calcium channel activity; chemical synaptic transmission. Lineage: Eukaryota; Metazoa; Chordata; Chondrichthyes; Lamniformes; Lamnidae. The transcript is spliced from 13 exons. Bases 362 to 1828 code for a protein of 488 amino acids. The record is from RefSeq and is a predicted model, not a curated record. Gene Ontology annotation, cellular component: voltage-gated calcium channel complex.
UACAGACUAGAGGAACAAAGGCUGUUCUCAGCUAACUGGAGUCUAGCUCAGCCAAUCACAGAGUUCCCUUCUGGCCGUGUCAUCAGGACCUGAUGAGGAGAGGAUGCUUUUUAUUCUGUAGUUGAAAGGCAGAGAAAUGCCAGGUCUGAGCAGCCUCUGGGGAUAACCUGCUCUCCAUGAUGUGAAUGAACAGCGUCUCUCUCUCUCUCUCUCUCUCUCUGCUUCUUGACUGGGCUACGCAUCUCUGUAACAGACAUCAGCAGGCACUGGGAUCCUGGGCCUCCUGGCUUUCCAUUUGCAGCCGGACUGACAUAUUUAUAUUCCGUGGUGUUUAUCAGCAGUGCUGGUUUAUCAGAGCUCCAUGUACGACAAUCUGUACCUGCAUGGAUUCGAUGACUCGGAGGCGGGUUCAGCAGAUUCCUACACUAGCAGGCCAUCUGAUUCUGAUGUUUCCCUGGAGGAGGAUCGUGAUGGGGUUCGUCGUGAAUCAGAGCAGCAGGCAGCAGUACAACUUGAAAGAGCCAAAACCAAACCGGUUGCAUUUGCUGUAAGAACAAAUGUCACUUAUUGUGGAGCUCUGGAUGAAGAUGUACCAGUCCCAGGAACUGCCAUCUCUUUUGAUGCCAAAGACUUUCUACAUAUUAAAGAAAAGUACAACAACGACUGGUGGAUAGGGCGAUUGGUGAAAGAGGGCUGUGAAAUUGGAUUCAUCCCAAGCCCCCUCAAACUCGAGAACAUCCGAAUACAACGGGAGCAGAAAUCUCGACAGGGACGUUUUUACAGCGGGAAGUCCAGUGGGAACUCUUCUUCCAGCCUCGGUGACAUGGUGUCUGGUACGUGGCGUUCUCCCUCCCCUUCUGCAGCAAAACAGAAGCAAAAAGUGACUGAGCACAUUCCUCCUUAUGAUGUGGUGCCGUCCAUGAGGCCUGUUGUGUUGGUGGGCCCAUCACUGAAAGGUUAUGAGGUUACUGACAUGAUGCAGAAAGCUCUCUUUGACUUCCUAAAGCACCGGUUUGAUGGAAGGAUAUCAAUUACACGUGUGACAGCCGACAUAUCACUGGCCAAGCGUUCGGUCCUAAAUAACCCCAGCAAAAGGACAAUAAUGGAGCGUUCCAACACGCGGUCCAGUAUAGCUGAAGUACAGAGUGAAAUUGAAAGAAUCUUCGAAUUGGCCAGAACUUUACAGUUGGUUGUUUUAGAUGCGGACACCAUUAAUCAUCCUGCCCAGCUCAUCAAGACCUCCUUAGCACCAAUCAUUGUUCAUGUCAAAGUUUCUUCUCCAAAGGUGCUGCAGAGGUUGAUAAAGUCCAGGGGAAAAUCACAGAGUAAAAACCUCAAUGUCCAGUUGGUGGCAGCAGAUAAACUGGCACAGUGCCCUCCAGAAAUGUUUGAUGUUAUCCUGGAUGAAAACCAAUUGGAGGAUGCAUGUGAGCAUUUGGCAGAAUACCUUGAAACAUACUGGCGUGCGACACACACCCCCAGCAGCGCACCACUGAAUCCAUUGCUGGGCCGAAACCUAGGUAGUACUGCACUGUCAACAUAUCCUACAGCUAUCUCUGGGUUGCAGGGCCAACGGAUGAGCAACAGCAAUCACUCUGGUGAACACUUACCUGUUGAACGAACACGCUUGGUGCACUCUGAUGAAAAUGGUCACAGCGAGAGGGCGCGGAAGAACCGUAACCGUUUGUCUUCAGGCUCCCAGCAUAGCCGAGGCCAAUACCCACUUGUGGAGGAGGAGUAUUCUGACCCCUAUCAGGACACAUACAAAUCACGAAGGAGUCACGGAUCACCUGGAGGCCACAGCCACGAUUCUCAGCACAGGCUAUGAAAAAUGUUGCUACUCACCUAUAAGAUACAAAAUAGAGAAAAGUUUUUUUUUAAAAAAAAAGUAAACCCCUGCCUUGCAAUGUGUAACUCAUGAACAGGGAAGUAUCUAGGCAGUAUUUAAUAGUCUAUUAUUGAAACAACUCUAUGUGGUUUUCAGAAAGUCAUUUUUUUUUUUCUUUUCAGGCUGGUUUACACACAAGGGAAGCAGUCUGGUAACGUGUUUUCCAAAACGCUUUACUAGAUUUGUAAAUAUGAAGAAAGUGUGGUGGUGCGAUCUGUGGUACCGUGAGUUACGGUCACUGUGUCACUGAUUUCAUCUGCCUCUAUAUAUUUUUAGCAUAUAAAAUAACCACAUAUAUAACUACAGUUGGUGCUAAAGCAGAUACUUUCUCUGUUCAAUGCCAACUUAGCCCUACAGUCAGUGUGGUGGAUCUUGAGUACAGGUGGGUUCCUAGCACUUAAUCUGCCUGAAAACUUCCCAAUGCAGUGACAAAGCUCCUUUAAUGCAUAACACUCUUCACCUGAUUUCUUGUUAGCAAUAAAUGGUAUUGCAAUACAACCCUGCACUACCAUUGUUUCAACAAAUUUUGCUUCAGCGUAUGGUUCCAGAAUUUACACAGCUCUCCAUUAUGUGUACAGCACACUUACUUGCAUGAGACAAGCAGUAACAAAUCAUAUAUUUACAAGCAAGAUAUUAUUUAAACUUAAAGAAAAAUAAAUUAAGCUUUUAUGCAUUUGCUAUUUGUGUAUGGUUUUUGAAAGGUAUUAUUUAUAAAGAAUGAAUUCAGGCUGUACAUUAUCUUGCUGAUGUUAAUUCCUAUAUUUUUCAUGUUUAGAGAAUUCAAUGUUAUUAGUUAGCAGAAGCAAUAGUGCACCAAAUUCUAGUAAAGUUACGGUCUCUCGCCAGGACAACUUGUAUGGUGGUAUCCAUUUAUUAAACCCUUGAUUUUUGAAGAGAA